AUGUUAGAUAAGGCUGAACGAGGAGAAUGUCUGGAAAAAUUCUGUGGUCAAGAAAUAGAAACAUGCGGUUUACAAUGUGCUGUUGAAGCAACAGGAAAAUGCACUAUUAGUGAUUUGAAGAGAUUAGCUCGACGAAUUAUCCUAGAAUCAAGGAUGAGAGGGCAUAAAAAAAUUGAAGAAGAUGAUGUACAACAAGCACUCAGGGAAUUCCGACCAAAUGCAGUACCUUUUGAACGAUUGAAACCGGUAGACGUGGUUAAACUGCAAUGGGAUGAUAUUGGAGGAUUAAAUGAUGUGAAACAAAUCCUCACUGAAGUUUUUAUUUGGCCGAUAAAAUAUCCAUUAUUGUAUCGGAAUAUUUCUGUUCGUGUUGGUCGCGGAGUGUUAUUACAUGGGCCAAGUGGAUGUGGAAAAACGCUUAUUUGCAGGACUUUAGCAUCACAAUGGGACUUUAACGUCAUAUCGAUCAAAGGACCAGAAUUAUUGUCAAAAUUCAUUGGUGAAAGCGAAGAAAAUGUCCGGAAAAUUUUUGAAUCUGCUCGUGUGAGAAGUCCUUGUUUGAUAUUUUUCGAUGAAUUUGAUGCACUUGGUCCAAAACGUGGUGAGAGUGACACAGGGGUGACGGAUCGUGUGGUGAAUCAAUUGUUGACAGAACUUGAUGGUGUUGAAGAAUUAGAUGAUGUUUAUGUUGUUGCGGCUACAAAUCGAAUUGAUUUAAUUGAUAGUUCCUUAUUGCGACCAGGACGUUUCGAUUAUAUUGUUAAAUGUGAAUUGCCCAAGAAGGAAGAACGAAAAUCUAUUUUGGAAAUAUUCUGUCGGGGUAUAGACUUGAGAAAUGGUGAUUUGGAAAUGAUAGCAAGAGCAACAGAGGGUUGGACGGGUGCUGAUUUAAAAGGUUUAGUAACAAAUGCUCAGUUGAUAGCUCAUAGGCGAAUGAGCGGAGUUCUUGGUGAUGAAAAUGUUGAUUUUGAAAAUGCAAAAUAUACACUGGAUCAAAAAGAUCUGUUGUUCGCGAUAACGGAAUCACAACCAAACAAGAACAGGAACUCUUCCAGAUCAGAUAGGAAACCUUGGAUAUCGCCAGGAUUGUUUACUACUUUAGCCUAG
Molecule: messenger RNA, 1107 nt
Organism: Acanthocheilonema viteae
Lineage: Eukaryota; Metazoa; Nematoda; Chromadorea; Rhabditida; Onchocercidae
Source: the annotation of a GenBank genome assembly